CGUUCAUGUUUCUGCUCCGGCUCAACACCAUGUAGCACAACACGCGAAACGGACGAAGCGCAGAUAAACGCAGUUUGUUUUGAGUUUUGAGUUUCGAUUCAGUGUUUUGUUGACUCACUCAUCAAGAUGGCUGGUUUGGAGCUGCUGUAUAAUUCUGUCAUCGAUAACAUCGCGUCUCCGCAGGAUGCCUUGCUCUGUUUCGUGCAUUGGGAAAUUAUAAGACACGGGUAUAAAUGCCUUGGGACUGGAGACCAGCCAGGGACCAAUGACAAGCGAUCUGAAUUGCUGCCUGCUCACUGGAACGAAAGCAGUGAACUGUACACACUGCGUUAUGAGUCCAGUGAUGGUAAAGUCCAGCUUCUUGUGAAAGCCAUCGCUGUGGACUCCUCCGUCAUCUUCAACGUCAUGCGUUCAGGUUCGGAGGAAGUUGCUGAUAUGACAGUGAGCCUCAGCGAUUAUGUAAAUUGUGAUCAUCUUCAGGAUUUCGACAGGGUUUUUAAGAACACAAAAGAACUGGGAGGUCGAGUGCAGUCGGGAAUCCUUUCUUCUGGGCCUGGGUCCAGGUCUGGGUCUGGGAAGGGUAAAGAACCCGCCAAGUCCUGUAAGAAGAGCCUGCAGGACGAGGACCCUUUCAGAAUCCCAACAAGAACGGCUGUCAGGCAGCCCGGCUGGGCUCAGCCCAUGAACCCUUUUGCAGCUGGAGGAGCAGAUUUAGAUCCCUUCGGGGGUCGUCCGGGGGGUAUGAUAAUGGACCCCCUGAGAGCCGGUUUUCCAAGAUCGGGAUUGGAUCCCUCUUCCGGGAUCCCAAUGAGACUUCCCCCAGGCGCUGUCCCUCCAGGAGCCCGGUUUGAUCCCUUCGGACCAGUCGGAAGGCCAGGCCCAGAUCCGGAUCACUUGCCCCCUCCUGGGUAUGAUGACAUGUUUAUGUAAUGCUGAACCAGUCCAACGCCUUUGUUAGCACUUUAAACAUCUGGACAAAAAACCUGCCCCAACAGAAAAAAAACAAUUACUUUUAGUUUUAAGGAUCCAUUAGAAAAUAAUCAAACGAUAACGAAUCAUUAAAACAAAUCACAGCUAUAGCAGUGGUGUUGUAAACCUGUAUACAAGAAUGCAUUUGAAAAUGCAGUGGCUUAAGUGUGCACUGUCUUCUUAAAUUACAUUAAUAAGAACUAGCUUGGGGUGAUAGUGAGUGCUGCUGAACCUUCACAACACGGGACGCCAGAACAUAUCUACAGUGUUGACGGGUGCACUUUAUUAGGCAAGGUCUGUGCUGGGGCUGACCCUCAAAAUAAGAAACAGACAGACAGAAAGCCUGUCUCUGUGCUUGUCUUCUGUACCCUGGUUUUAGCCGGCUGCACUGUGUUGCUGUGGAGCAAAACGAUGCUAAAAUAACAAUGUGUUUCAUUAAAGACAACACAGUUUGUGUCUUGCAGGUCAGCGCUUGUGUUAAAUACAGUAAAACUGUGUUGUCCUGAAUAGAGCAUUUAACCAAAACUGUGGUUUCCUUUAGCGAGUAUGUGAUGACGUUACAAGUAGCAGCUCUGUUCUGUUUGAAAUUCCCUUGGGUUUCUUUUUUUAUUAUUUUUUUGUUGAUUUUUUUUUAAUGUUGAAUUCUAAGCUUUAAUAAAACCAUGUUGUUUUUGAAA
Molecule: messenger RNA, 1646 nt
Organism: Acipenser ruthenus (sterlet)
Lineage: Eukaryota; Metazoa; Chordata; Actinopteri; Acipenseriformes; Acipenseridae
Product: proteasome inhibitor PI31 subunit-like
Exons: 7
Coding region: 127-930 (267 amino acids)
Biological process (GO): proteasome-mediated ubiquitin-dependent protein catabolic process
Molecular function (GO): proteasome binding; endopeptidase inhibitor activity
Source: RefSeq, a predicted model, not a curated record